GAUCCCAGCUUCCGGUCUUCGAGGAAGAGUUAGCAGCAGUAGCACAUAGAUAUUCCUUCUAGUUUCGUUGACAUUAGAACACAAUGGCCGAUAAAGCGCAGAUACAAGAUGCAAUUAAAACACAAGGAGAAGUCGUGCGGAAGCUAAAGACAGAGAAAGCCAGCAAAGAGCAAAUUGAUGAGGAAGUGGCCAAAUUGUUAAAGCUGAAGGCUCAAAUUGGAGGAGAUGAAGGCAAACACCAAUUCACGCUCAAGACUGCUAAGGGCACCAGGGACUAUAACCCUAAGCAGAUGGCCAUCAGAGAGAGAGUCUUCAACACCAUUAUUCGCUGUUUCAAACGCCACGGAGCCGAGACCAUCGACACGCCCGUCUUUGAGCUGAAGGAAACGUUGACGGGAAAGUAUGGGGAGGACUCUAAGCUCAUCUACGACCUGAAGGACCAAGGAGGAGAGAUGAUCUCACUGUAUCCUUGUAUUACUGUGCCCUUUGCCCGUUACCUGGCCAUGAACAAGAUCACCAACAUCAAGCGCUACCACAUCGCCAAGGUCUAUCGCCGUGACAACCCUGCCAUGACCCGCGGCCGCUACAGGGAGUUCUAUCAGUGUGAUUUUGACAUUGCAGGCCAGUACGACCCCAUGAUCCCAGACGCUGAGUGCCUGAAGAUUGUCCACGAGAUCCUGAGUGAGCUGGAGCUGGGAGACUUCCGCAUCAAGGUGAACGACAGACGUAUUCUAGAUGGGAUGUUUGCAGUGUGUGGUGUUCCAGAUGACAAGUUCCGUACUAUCUGCUCCACAGUGGACAAACUGGACAAGAUGUCGUGGGAGGAUGUAAAGAGUGAGAUGGUGAAUGAGAAGGGUCUCUCUGAGGAGGCAGCUGAUCAGAUCGGACAAUAUGUCAGUAUGCAGGGGGGAAUGGACCUAGCUGAGCGCCUACUGCAGGACGCUAAGAUGUCGCAGAGCAAGCAGGCGUGUGCCGGCCUCACAGACAUGAAGCAGCUCUUCAGCUACCUACAGCUCUUCCAGGUCACAGACAAGGUGGUGUUUGACCUAAGUCUGGCCCGUGGGUUGGACUACUACACAGGAGUGAUCUUUGAGGCCAUUCUGACUCAGAACGGCCCGGUCAAUGUGGCGGCGACCCAGAAUGGGGUGGACGAGAAGGCAGAGGAGGGAGUGAGCGUGGGCAGCGUGGCGGGUGGCGGGCGCUACGACGGCCUGGUGGGCAUGUUUGACCCCAAGGGCAGGAAGGUGCCGUGUGUGGGGGUCAGCAUCGGCAUCGAAAGGGUCUUCUCCAUCAUGGAACAGAAGGCUGAGGCAUCGGCGCAGAAGGUGCGCACCACAGAGACCCAGGUCAUGGUGGCCUCUGCACAGAAGAACCUCCUAAAUGAGAGACUCAGACUGACCGCUGAACUGUGGAACGCUGGGAUCAAGGCAGAGGUGAUGUAUAAGAAGAACCCCAAGCUGCUGAGCCAGCUGCAGCACUGCGAGGACUCUGGGAUCCCCCUGGUGGCGAUCCUGGGGGAGCAGGAGCUCAAGGACGGGGUGGUGAAACUCCGAACAGUCCACAGCCGAGAGGAGAUUGAUGUAUCGAGAGCAGAACUAGCAGAGGAAAUCAAGAAAAGGACCGCAGAUGUCUAAGUCAUGGUUUUUGCCUGACAGCACCCUGGGUCGUGGCCCAAACAGGUCUCACCGCUGCCUUCAACUGUGGAAUUUGUUCCACUCGUCCAGGCUGCUCUCAUUAUAUUAAGACCAUUAAAGGCAGUGGUUUCAUGCCAACUACCCAGACACCUGCGUAGCCUCAAGGACAAUGAACAUAAGACAUACUGUUGCAAGUCACUGCAUUACAGCUUCAGUCUGAGCACCAAGGUAAAAUAUGCCAGUUCUUUUAACCCACCAAUAAACAGAUUCAUCUGA
Oncorhynchus nerka (sockeye salmon) is the source of this 1910-nucleotide messenger RNA. RefSeq names its product histidine--tRNA ligase-like. The record is from RefSeq and is a predicted model, not a curated record. Gene Ontology annotation, biological process: histidyl-tRNA aminoacylation; mitochondrial translation. The coding region runs from base 84 to 1634 and encodes 516 amino acids. Gene Ontology annotation, molecular function: histidine-tRNA ligase activity; identical protein binding; RNA binding. Gene Ontology annotation, cellular component: cytoplasm; mitochondrion; cytosol. The transcript has 14 exons. NCBI's taxonomy places the organism in Eukaryota, Metazoa, Chordata, Actinopteri, Salmoniformes, Salmonidae.